UAUCGAUAUUUUUGCACUCCUGAACUGAUUUUUAAUUAAAUUAAAACUUGCAACUUGUGUAUUUUUAGCGGUUCAUUGCAACGACGAUUCACAGAGACAGCACAACACAAAAUGGGCGAUAGCGUGGACCUGGAGAAGUGCUUCGAAGUGGUCAGCAAUCUGGUGUCCGAGGCGGGAAGGCUGAUUGCCCGGAACAAUGAGACGCGCCAGGAGUUUGUGUGCAAGAGCAACGACAUCGACCUGGUGACGCAGACGGACAAGGAUGUAGAGCAACUGCUGAUGGACGGCAUUCGCCGGCAGUUUCCGGAUCACAAGUUCAUUGGCGAAGAGGAGAGCAGUGGAGAGGCUGGUGUCAACAAGCUGACCGAUGCCCCAACCUGGAUCAUCGAUCCCGUUGACGGUACUAUGAACUUCGUCCACGCCUUUCCGCACUCUUGUAUCUCCGUGGGACUGAAGGUGAACAAGGUCACCGAGCUGGGCCUCAUCUACAAUCCUAUGCUGGAGCAGCGUUUUACAGCGCGACGCGGCCACGGCGCCUUUUACAAUGGCCGCCGGAUCCAUGUGAGUGGCCAAAAAGAGCUGGGCAAGGCACUCAUCACCAGUGAGUUUGGCACUGCUCGCGACGAGGACAAAAUGAAGAUCGUGAACGAGAACUUUGAGAAGAUGUCAAAGAAGGUGCACGGUUUUCGCGUCCUGGGCUCAGCUGCCCUCAACAUGGCCAUGGUGGCUUUGGGAGCCGCUGAUGCUAACUACGAGUUUGGUAUCCACGCAUGGGAUGUGUGUGCUGGCGACUUGAUUGUCCGUGAAGCUGGUGGAGUGGUCAUAGAUCCCGCUGGCGGGGACUUUGACAUCAUGUCCCGAAGAGUCCUAGCCGCAGCCACACCACAACUGGCGCAGGAUAUCACCAAAGUGCUGACGCAAUUCUACCCGCUACCCCGAGAUGACUAAACUGCUGAAAUAAUUGCGUUUUUUGUGUAUUGAACAUGCACCCACUUAAGUAAUGGCUCUCCAUUCCGUACUUAACCGAAGGCAUUUGUACCGAGCACCUGUACCUUACGAAGGAAAAUGAAUAUGCUUAAUCAUGGAUAUUCCAAAUAAAGAUUAUUGUGGAAAAAUACAGAAAUGUA
This is a messenger RNA of Drosophila serrata, 1127 nucleotides long. RefSeq names its product inositol monophosphatase 1. Gene Ontology annotation, biological process: inositol metabolic process; phosphatidylinositol phosphate biosynthetic process; signal transduction. Gene Ontology annotation, molecular function: inositol monophosphate 1-phosphatase activity. NCBI's taxonomy places the organism in Eukaryota, Metazoa, Arthropoda, Insecta, Diptera, Drosophilidae. The record is from RefSeq and is a predicted model, not a curated record.